CCCACCAAUACCAUCAACGGUAAAACACAAAGUCAGAUGUGAGUGCUACCGGUACAUCUUCACGUCAUAGUCACGUGUUGCAACCUUCCUCCUUCCUCCCCUUCGACUUCUUCCAUGGUAUCUUAUCUUUUGUGGGCGAGUUGAAAAAAUGGCUUCUUCCUUGGGCAUCGGUGCGGCCUACCAUCGAUGGCCAGGGCCAGGGCCAGUUGGGUGCGCCACGCACAGCUCUCAGUGCCAGUAACGAGUGCUUGUUGGAAGAAGUUUGUCGGCGUAUCUCUUGCCAAAAAAAGUGGAGCGGAGUCAGAGCCAGCAGGCUUGCGGGCGCGCGCGCGCGCACAGGCGUCGCCCAACAAGCGAAAAUUCGGCCUCGCUUCGUGGUCCUUCUUUUUCCCUCUUCCAAACCACCACGUACCAGUGACUUCUCUUUCUUCCUAACACCACUUUCCCACCCACCCAGACCAAAACAAUCAAAAUGGCUCCCGCUGUCGGCAUCAACGGAUUCGGUCGUAUCGGCCGUAUCGUCUUCCGAAAUGCUAUCAAGCACGACAAGGUCAACAUCGUGGCCAUUAACGACCCCUUCAUCGACCUUGACUACAUGGUCUACAUGCUGAAGUACGACUCGACCCACGGCAACUUUGACGGCGAGGUCAAGACCGAGAACGGCAAGCUCGUUGUCAACGGCAAGGCCAUCCAGGUCUUCGGCGAGAGGGACCCCGCCAGCAUCCCCUGGGGCAAGAGCGGCGUCCAGUACGUCGUCGAGUCCACUGGUGUCUUCACCACCAUCGAGAAGGCCAGCGCCCACAUCAAGGGUGGUGCCAAGAAGGUCGUCAUCUCGGCCCCCUCGGCUGAUGCCCCCAUGUACGUCUGCGGUGUCAACCUUGACUCGUACGACCCCAAGGCCGAGGUCGUCUCCAACGCCAGCUGCACCACCAACUGCCUGGCGCCCCUCGCCAAGGUCAUCAACGACAAGUUUGGCCUCCUCGAGGGUCUCAUGACCACGUGCCACGCUACCACGGCCACCCAGAAGACUGUCGACGGACCCAGCAGCAAGGACUGGCGUGGAGGUCGCUCGGCUGGCGACAACAUCAUCCCCUCGAGCACUGGCGCUGCCAAGGCCGUCGGCAAGGUCAUCCCCAGCCUCAACGGCAAGCUGACCGGCAUGGCCUUCCGUGUUCCCGUCUCGAACGUCUCGGUCGUUGACCUGACUGUCCGCCUCGAGAAGGGCGCCUCGUACGACGAGAUCAAGGCCGAGGUCAAGCGUGCCUCGGAGUCGCCCGAGUACAAGGGCAUCCUCGGCUACACCGAGGACGAGAUCGUCUCGACUGACCUCAACGGCAGCACCUACUCGAGCAUCUUCGACGCCAAGGCGGGCAUCUCGCUCAACCCCAACUUCGUCAAGCUCGUCUCGUGGUACGACAACGAGACCGGCUACUCGAACCGAGUCCUCGACCUCAUCAGCUUCAUGUCUACCAAGGACUCUGCGUAGGUUUCUCCUCUUUGCCGGGUCUCCUCUCCCGAACAGGGCUCGAUUGUAGAAAGCAUCGAGAGGAAGGCAGAAAAGGGUUGGAACUGGAAUUCGUAGAAAUGAUCUAAAAUCUUUCGUAGUACUCCUACCGAUUGACGUGCGAGCGUGAUUUUUCAGAUAGAGUUGUUUUAUUUGCUUUCCCAUGGCUUGGGAGGUCUCUGCAUCGUGGCUUGG
Molecule: messenger RNA, 1699 nt
Organism: Acaromyces ingoldii
Lineage: Eukaryota; Fungi; Basidiomycota; Exobasidiomycetes; Exobasidiales; Cryptobasidiaceae
Product: glyceraldehyde 3-phosphate dehydrogenase
Exons: 7
Coding region: 473-1486 (337 amino acids)
Biological process (GO): glucose metabolic process
Molecular function (GO): NAD binding; oxidoreductase activity, acting on the aldehyde or oxo group of donors, NAD or NADP as acceptor; NADP binding
Source: RefSeq, a predicted model, not a curated record